Molecule: messenger RNA, 567 nt
Organism: Kickxella alabastrina
Lineage: Eukaryota; Fungi; Kickxellomycota; Kickxellomycetes; Kickxellales; Kickxellaceae
Exons: 5
Coding region: 1-567 (188 amino acids)
Biological process (GO): nucleosome assembly
Cellular component (GO): chromatin; nucleus
Molecular function (GO): chromatin binding; histone binding
Source: RefSeq, a predicted model, not a curated record
AUGUCUCGAGAAGCAUCCGUCAUAACCUCACUCAUCGAGAUGGAGGACGCUGAGAUAAUCUCAUACUUGAAAAACAUUGAGAUCCAGCGCUCGACCGACAACCCGAUCAACUACAAUAUCGUGUUCCUGUUUGAAGAGAACCCGUAUUUUACAAACAGCAAGCUGAUUAAGGAGUUCGACUUUAGCGACAAGGGCAACAUCAAGGUGGUCAACCACAAGAUCGACUGGAAGGCCAACAUGGACCUCACCGCGGUUGGCAAAAAGACUGACGUUGAGGAAGAGGGCGACGAGUUUUCGGAGAACGAGGACGCCAGUUUCUUCUGCUGGUUCAACGACGCCAAUGGCUCCGAUCUAGCCGACCUUAUUGCUAACGACCUGUUCCCCAACGCCGACAUGUACUUUAUUGACAGUGAGGAUUCUGAAGACGAGGAGUCGCCGAUCUUUGAGCUUGGCGAAAGCGAUGUCGAGGAGGAAGUCGAGAGCGUCUCUGAUAAUGAGGUCGAGAACGCGCCAGCCUCUAAGCGUGCAGGCGCAACUAAGGCGGCUCCGGAAUUUACGCAUUAUUAG